Messenger RNA from Diplodia corticola, 2193 nucleotides. RefSeq lists its product as uncharacterized. Gene Ontology annotation, molecular function: protein binding. The transcript has 5 exons. Lineage: Eukaryota; Fungi; Ascomycota; Dothideomycetes; Botryosphaeriales; Botryosphaeriaceae. The record is from RefSeq and is a predicted model, not a curated record. Gene Ontology annotation, cellular component: nucleus. Bases 1 to 2193 code for a protein of 730 amino acids.
AUGCAACGCCCGUGGACUCCCGACGCGUGGACUCCGACUAUAUAUCGCACUAAUCCUGCCCAAACCCCGCCGCCCCAUCCCCAGCUUGUCGCCGACCACAUUCGCCAUGUCCAGUCCCUGACACAGAACCUGUCCACUUCGCCCUAUGACCCUGAUAUUUGGUGCGCCCGCGCCGGCCGUCUUCUUUCCCUGGGCCAUCCCGAACUGGCUGUUGGAGAUGCCUAUAGAGCUUUGCUCCUCUGCGACUACUCCAAUGGACACAUACCUGACUUUUUGAGCCUGUCUUCACCAACCGGACCCAUCUCCAGCCAAUCUCCCACUGAACCAGCCAGCCAGCACUUUCCCAGCCAGCGCUUGCUCAGUGCAUCAUCCUAUCGCACUCUCGUUCAGGGCCUCUACGACUGUCAUUGCCACCCCGAGGCCUUGGAAACCUGCCAGGUGGCCCAAGCAAAAUUCCCUGCCGAUCCGUUCUUUCAAGUGAAGACUGCUGAACUUUCCGCCGUCAUGGAAAAGAAAUCCGACCACAUAGCAAUGGGCCCUGAAUCUGCAGCCAGGCAAAGGGACAAGCUUCACGAUGGAGCAGUGCUGACUAUACCCUACCCCUGGAUGGAACCCCUUCCGCUCCAGAGGUCACAGGCUCUGAUUGACAGUGUCAACAAGGAGUUUCAACGGUGUACCAGCAGCUGCCGCUUGGAUUACAGCUCACUUGGAGAAGCUCCAAUUCCGAAGUGGGCCGGCCGUGCUCCUCAAGUUCUGGGUGUCUUCGCAGCCCACGAGAUUGACCCAGGAGAAUGCAUACUGGUUGACCGAACAGCUACCGCAGCCUGUAGCUCUGUCUCUGCCUGUACUAAUUGCUUCAGCAACACUGCCGAUCCGCGGUAUGAUGCGUCCUGCUGCUCCGCCCAUUUCUGCUCAGAAGAUUGCUACCAGACUGCGCUAUCAACAUACCAUAAGGUAAUAUGUGGCAAGGAUUUCACCUGGCUCCAAAAUACCGUUACAGGCAUCUCAGAGAGCGCUGCUGCUAUGAGGCCCGUCCUACUGUGCCGAUAUCUCGCUUCUUGCGUACAGGCUGGCACAACGUUAAACCCUCUUGCCCAUCCGCUCAUUGCACGGUUGCAGCCACAACUUAGCGGUCGGCACCUGGACGUUUUCACCCUAACCGAAACAGUGGUUCGUCCCAUUCAGAUCCUCCUGCAGCUGGAGGUGGACGUGUUCGCCAAUCCAAAUUUCGAUACUUGGAUCAUUCACACCAUCUGGACCCGUCUUGCCAACAACAAGCAGGGAUUUUCGAGAGGGCCGGAGAACGGAGGAGGCUGGAUUGAUUCAAUUUCACCCCUGAUGCCCUUCUUCAAUCACAGCUGCGAUCCGAAUGUCGAAUGCUGGCAUGAAGACACAACAACCAUGAGCUUCUUCGCCAGACGACACAUCGAAGAAGGUGAGGAGCUUUUCGAUAGCUAUGUCAGCGUUGAAGAAGUCCCUCUUGAGGAAAGGCAACAGAUUCUCUGGCCCUGGUUCGAGGGACCCUGCCUAUGCUCCAAAUGCUUGAGAGAGUAUCGACACGCCGAAAACGACACAACCCUGAAUACCGGUUCUUCUGGCCUAUUUGGUUCGGCCGAAAAUCGUCCAUUCGGUCAUAUCCAGCAGUCUACUCCUCACGCAGCUGAAAACAUCAAGCUUUGUUCGUCACUCCAUCGGAGCCCUACCGCCAACAUGUUGUCUCUCACGCGUACCACCACCACGCGAGCUGCGCGCCAGCUACCGUUUCCCCGCACUCUACCCGCACUUCGUCCUCCAGCCACCGCCGCCGCCGCCGCCAUCCGCAAAGCGUCCACGACGACCCCGAUCAAGCCCGAGCAGACGAAAGACCUGUUCACCCGCUUCGCAAAGCUGGACCCGGAGCUGUAUGGAAUCCUGACCGUGACCCUCGGCGCCGUGAGCGCGUUCGCCUACUAUUUCGCCGGCAACCCGACCGGCUCGAGCGACGCCCGCAGCGUGCCCGCCGUGCCCGGUUCGGAGCCUUGGCGCGAGGCCGGCGCGUCUGGCAAGUACAUGUAUUACCCUGGCGGCGAUGUGCACAGGACGCCCAAAGAGGCCCCGUCGGCGCUGAAUGCUGCCGUCAUCCCGGGUGUCAAUCUGCCGAAGGAGCUCCAUGAGAAGUAUAACAAGUACGGGAAGGAUGGGUAUGAUUUCUAA